Molecule: messenger RNA, 1078 nt
Organism: Microplitis mediator
Lineage: Eukaryota; Metazoa; Arthropoda; Insecta; Hymenoptera; Braconidae
Product: serine protease 56-like
Exons: 8
Coding region: 181-1038 (285 amino acids)
Biological process (GO): proteolysis
Molecular function (GO): serine-type endopeptidase activity
Source: RefSeq, a predicted model, not a curated record
GAUAAAUUGCAGUCAUUGAUAAAAAAGUGGCCAGUUUCAAGUUCAAUAGACGAGCAUAAUUAUGUUUGAGAAUGGUGUCACAUCACGAUAGCCAUGUAUAUAAUCGUAAACGCGCGGAAUUCUAUAAUUGGUGUACGAUACGUAAGUGACGAAUGCUAAUACUGCUGAUUAAUAUAUAUAAUGAAGUACAUUCUGAUUAAUCUUUUGCUGAGUGUAUGGGUGAUUAAUUCGAAUAUUAAUUUAAUAAGAGGACAAGUGGUUGAUAAUGUUGUAGAUAGAGUUGGUGGAGCAGUAGAUUCAUUAUUAGGAGGGGACGAUAAUGAUGUAUGUGGGAUGCCAUAUGAAGGUGCAUCAGCAGAAGGUCUAGAUCCAGUACUAGUACGAUAUCCAUGGAUUAGCAAAUUACUUAACCGCGGAUUCCUUGCCUGCGCACUCACAAAAGUAUCUGAAAACGCUUAUGUAACUGCUGCAAGCUGUGUUCAUCGAAUUAAUAAAACGAACCUGAUAGUCCAAUCAGGGAUUUUUGAUCCUAACAAUGUACAAUCACAAUUGGUUGAAGAUCGUGUUAACGAAAUAAUAGAACAUCCCGAAUACAGACCACAAACCCACGAAAACGAUUUAGCAGUACUUAAGACAUAUGGUUCCACCUCUUUUAACCCCGUGUGUAUACCAGAAGGUAAUACAGAGCAAUAUGUUGAUGUACGUGCUACUGUGAUAAGCUUCGGCAAUGGUCAAAACUCCCCAGCAGAAGAAAUUUCGGUUAAGCCUAUCAGUACUACUGACUGUAAGUUGAAUACUAAAUAUGAUCCGCAAGACAUCUUUUUUACGAUGCUGUGUGCUCCUUACAAUGCAGAAGACAAAGAUGCUUGUCAGGGAGUUCCUAACGGCAGCCCUUUACAUUUUCUCGAUGAUGGAAGGGAGACAAUAAUAGGAAUCACUUCGCCUAUAGGCAGCCCCUGUGAAGAUACAGGCUAUCCACAAGUUUUCACACGAAUAACUAAUUAUGUUGAGUUCAUUGAAGCGAACAUAAAUAAUUAAUGUUCUUGUUAAAAUUCGAAAUCACUUCAAAUAAAAUUGA